ACUGCUAGAUUUCUUAAUGGAGUUCGUUUUUAUUUUUAAUCUCAUAAACAAUUAAUUAGUCACGACUCAGGCGUUGUCAUCGCUACUGACGAUAUUCAGGAGCACCCCACCGUCAUGUUUCAUAAUAGAACCUCUUAUGCAGAACUACGAUUGAGAAAUAUCUAUUUUUCAUGAUUCUGACUCCACGCGAAUUAAAUGCAGUUGCAGUGUAGUGGAAACAGUCCACUUCUUCACCGUGAGAGAUCAGUGUGAGUCAGUGUGAAGACAUGGAACAGUACAGCAUUCUGGGUCGGAUCGGUGAAGGGGCUCAUGGCAUCGUCUUCAAGGCCAAACACAUCGAGACAGGAGAAACAGUGGCUCUGAAGAAAGUGGCUCUGAGGAGGCUGGAAGAUGGCAUCCCCAACCAGGCUCUGAGGGAGAUCAAGGCCCUGCAGGAGAUCGAGGACAACCAACAUGUAGUGAAGCUGAAGGAUGUCUUCCCUCACGGCACUGGCUUCGUCCUGGUGUUUGACUUCAUGCUCUCUGACCUCUCCGAGGUUAUCAGGAACUCUCAGCGACCUCUGACCCCUGCUCAGGUCAAAGGUUACAUGAUGAUGCUGCUGAAGGGCGUUGCCUUCCUGCAUCACAACAACAUCAUGCACCGGGACCUGAAGCCAGCAAACCUCCUCAUCAGCUCUUCAGGUCAUCUGAAGAUUGCAGACUUUGGUCUGGCCAGAUUGUUCACUGAGGAGGGGGAGAGACUGUACAGCCAUCAGGUGGCCACCAGGUGGUACAGAGCUCCUGAGCUGCUGUAUGGAGCCAGAAAGUACGACGAAGGAGUCGACCUGUGGGCGGUGGGCUGUAUUUUCGGGGAGCUCUUGAACUCGUCUCCUCUGUUUCCUGGAGAGAACGACAUUGAACAGCUCUGCUGUGUCCUCAGAGUGCUGGGAACACCAACACAAGACAGCUGGCCUGAGAUCGUGGAGUUGCCAGAUUACAAUAAAAUCACCUUUAAGGAGAAUCCAGCGAUCCCAUUGGAGGAGAUAGUCCCUGACACGUCUCCGCAGGCUGUCGACCUGCUUUACAAGUUCCUUGUUUAUCCGUCCAAACAGCGCUGCUCCGCCAGACAGGCUCUCCUCCAUCCAUACUUCUUCUGCUCUCCUCUUCCUGCUCACCACUCAGAGCUGCCCAUUCCUCAGAGGGGGGGCCGACCCCCACGCCAGCGCCUGCAGGCUCCACCCACUGACUUUUCAUUGGACCUGCCCCUGCAAAGAAGCGUGGUAGACCCUGCACUGCUGCAGGGACACGCCUCCUGCCUCUGACCACCCGACCAAUCAUCUUUGUCCUUCAGUGACUCUGCACAAAGAGUCGUUGACGUGUUUUUAUUUUCUGUCACCUGCUGAAGCUCUUUACACAUUUUCAUUUGUUUCGCUUCAGCUCAGGU
Chelmon rostratus (copperband butterflyfish) is the source of this 1423-nucleotide messenger RNA. It is a transcript of the gene cdk20, whose product is annotated as cyclin-dependent kinase 20. Gene Ontology annotation, cellular component: nucleus. The record is from RefSeq and is a predicted model, not a curated record. Gene Ontology annotation, biological process: protein phosphorylation. NCBI's taxonomy places the organism in Eukaryota, Metazoa, Chordata, Actinopteri, Chaetodontiformes, Chaetodontidae. Gene Ontology annotation, molecular function: ATP binding; cyclin-dependent protein serine/threonine kinase activity. The transcript is spliced from 8 exons. The coding region runs from base 267 to 1301 and encodes 344 amino acids.